CGGCGUUGUAUGUACCUAUUGUAUAUUGAACCGAACUCCCUCCUGUUACUAGAAUGAAUAGUCUGCUGGGACUCGGACUCGUAACGAGAAUCUCUAGCUCUGCCACACAUUGGGAUGUCUAUGCCAUCGACGACGCGGAUACGCCGAACAAGGACCCGAACCAUUCAUUCAUGCGUGCCUUGUCAUACGCGCAAGGUCAAAUGCGACCGAGGCCAUCCUUGCCGCAAUUGCAGCGCUCGCCGACGGGAACACGAGUGCCGAUAUGUAACAACAACGAAUUCCUUCUCGGCUUCUGCUUUUUCAGCCUUGAAUGUGGUGGACUCUUCGCCCAAAACGAGUAACCUUAAGAGGAGCCAACAAAUCCAAAUUCGGUCAUCGCCACGAAAGAAUCUCGUCGUCCAAGGGACAGCGGAUUCCCUCCAUCAGGUACCCGGAGGACGUCAUGAUAGCCCCUCCGCUUCAGUGCCAGCCAGCGCACCAGAUGCAGGAGGGGGUGGUGAAGGUGGUGGUCGUGAGGCCAGCGGCAAAGCUCCCAGGCAGCUGAUGUUUGCGCGACACAACAAAGGGAAAGUCAGAUUCAAGGGCCCGACGCACUGGUCCUUGUUGGCGGCUGAGUUAUGUACGGAUCCCUCAAAAAGAAGCACUGCUCUCCUCCCAAUCAGGCUGACUGCAGUGGUGGACGAAAGCAUGCUGACCAGACCAUGACUAUAUGAUCACAUCACUGCAGUUUGAAGAACUGGCACCUUUCAUGUUCGGCAAAGACAACGACAAACACCCAGGGUUCGAGUUCGACCAGCUAAGCCAAAAGUUACGAGCAUUGAAACGCUUCUACCCUAUCCGCGCAAACCGGAACUAUCCAUUUCGCAGUCUGUCGACGACAGAGUUGUGGACCAAAGAACACGUCCGUUCUAUCGUGCCGCACCGUGACGUCGCUGACAGAUAUAUCCAAAACUAUCUCGACACGUUCGAAAAUACACAUCGAAUGCUACACGUUCCAAGUCUGCGGGAAGAAAUCAAUCUCUUCUGGCGAAUGCCCACGGCCUUAGGAUAUGAAUGGCUCUCGCAGUUCCUGAUGAUGCUCGCUCUCGGAUGUCCGCGUAGCCAAAGGCUGGCGCAUCCCCAAGUGGUGAAUUUGUUUCUCGAGGGCGCCGAGGCGUGUCUGAUGCAAACGCAGUUCCUGGCCAAGCCGACGUUGACAUCAAUACGAGUCAUGGUCAUGAUGACUCUGGCAAAACAGAUCGACAUGGUCGCCUUUGACGACUCGGGUGGCGUGUGGGCGUAUUUGGGCCUAGUUGUCCGUCUGGCCAUGUCGAUGGGCUUGCAUCGCCACUCGCGAUGGUUUGUGUCUAUGUCGCCCUUUGAGGCCGAGAUGCGCAAACGCGUUUGGGUGACGCUGGUGUUUAUAGACUUGCAGAAUUCCCUCGAGGCCGGUCAGUCGCCUCUCCUGCAUCCGGAUGAUUAUGAGACUCUUUGUCCAACUGGAUUUCAAGAUGAAGACAUGCCGGCGCCGCUGGAGGAUGAAAAUACUCCGCGCCCGGAAAGUGAAGCCCGUGUACACCAUGGCAUUGUGGCCGACGAAUCUACUUUCCAAACAUUCUUGGACAGUUCCUUGCAAUCCAUCUUGCGCAUCAUUCGUCUCGUACACCACCACCAUCACCAGUCUCUGAACGAGCCUGACGAUACAAUAUACGCUCGUGUCGUUGACGCCGAUGUCCAAAUCCAAGAAAUGCGUCAAACUGCAAGCCGUCUGUACCCAAGCCACUGGCACACUGGCACCCUCACCCGCGUCGCUGCAUGCAAUGAUGACGACGAUGAUGACAACCACAACCAGUUUUCCGGGGAAAACAAGAAUGGAAAGACAUUUCUCAGCACAGAUUUGCAAGGUAUAUUGCUCGAAAUAUAUUUCUGUCGCCUCCGCCUUGCGCUGCACCAACCGUAUUUCAUGGCCAUGGCUGGGUCCGACUCCCUAGCCCAGGGAUCUGAAGCAAGUGCAACGCCAACGAAGCGGUAUCGCUAUCCCGACUCGUGCAGGAGCGUGCUCGAGUCGGCCUUGUCCAUCUUGGUCCUCCAAAGAACACUGUACGACGAGACCCAAACCCAGACCCAGACUGCUGUCACUGAUUCGGCCCCCGACCCUGAUGGGCCGAUUUCGAUUGAGUGGUUUGCCGAGUUAUUCAAGGGCGACUUUUUCGUGGCGGCUCUCUUUGUCGCCAUUGGUAUUCGUCGCGGCAGCUUUGGUGUGGACCUGAAUCAACACCACCACCAACACAGUCCUGACAGUCACCACGGACCACCUGCUGCUGUUGCUGCUGCUGCUUCUAUCGCGGCCGACGAAAUCAACAUCGCUUCACGCACCCUCGACGCCUGCUGGCACAUCUGGGCCUCCAAGGUCGGCAUCUCCGUGCACCACUUUAAAGCGCAUCUGGUGCUGGGAAUCGUUAUUGCUGCAACCAAGGCCAAGUUGAGUAGCUGCAGAGCAGAAGAGGAAAUCAAUGUUCAACGGGCCGCGGUGGAGACGACUAUAGCGACGGUGGAGAAGGCCAUGUCACGCUCACCAUGCUCACACUCACACUCAUGUAACAAUGCAGUUGGCUCGCAGCAAACUACUCGACAAUCUCACGGAAUGGAUUUGGAUUUGGAUUCGGGUUCGAACAAUUUGAACUACUACUAUCUGGCCGCCAGUGGCGGAGAACAGGUCAAUGGGUUUGUACAGCCUCAUUCUCAGCCUCAGCAUGAACCGAAUGCUGCGACCGCAGUAACGACGGACACGGAAACGGAACUAAUGACCAGCACCAGCACUGCCUGUGCCACACACUUUGUGGGCGGACUCGGAAAGGACAGUAUAGGACAGUCUUCAUAUCUGAUGCCUGGCGACUUCGACAUGAGUGGGCCUGGACCUUGGCCGUUCUUAUCGGGAUCGUUUGUUGAUGAUUGUUUGUUCGAGCAAUUCGGCAUAUGAUCAAAACGUGACGUUGGCAGAAGGGAAUUUGAGUGUGUGCUCGAAGUCCAAAACUUGAGUUUUGGAGUGGCUGUUAAACAAUUCCUGAAAGCCAGCAAAGAGGUAGAGGUAUCCGCCAACCAAUCGAGACAAGUAAUUUGGACUACUUUUCUGCCAUCCAGUCCCUUGUUGGCUGUCAGUGUCACUUGUCUUGCCUGGUCUCGGCUCGGCUCACACUCGCCAUCCGUGGCUUUUCGCAAUAAGAGACCUUGCACAGAAAGUCAAUGCCGUCCCGGCCAUCAACACACUGCCACCGAAGAUGAUGGCUUCAUCGUAUCCACCAAAAUGCGCGAUCAUGGCACCGGUGAUUGGCGUGCCGGUAAGGCCUGCAAUGCCAUACAAGCCGAGCGCCAUGCCCACAUAGCUUCCAAUCUCUGUCGGGUGGGUGCAGACUUCAGCAAUGGUGGUUGGGAACAGCGCCACAACAAAUCCUGAGAACAUGCCGUACAGGACGGCGAAAACAUAGAUGGCCGCCGUGGAGACCACACGAAGCCAGCAGAAGACGAGGAUCCCACAGACACAGUUUCCCAUGACCAGGAGAUUGAAGCGGCCAAAUCUGGGUGCGGCGAUUCCAGACAAAAUCCGGCCGAUAAGUGAGCCCGAGUUGAGGACUGCAAGUGUGUAGAUGGACAGAUCCAUGUCGAGGCCCUUUGCCUCCGAGUAUGCUGGUAAGAAGAAAAACGGCGUGAAGAGGCCCCACCAGACAAGGAACAUUCCCGCGACCUGGAUCGAAUAUACCGGAUGCUUGAAAGCAUGCAGGAGAAAAUAUUUGCCUUUCCUUGGUGGCAUUCGGGGCACGACGGUGGCACACGCCGUCAGGCACAAGCCGAGGACCAGAAACCCGACGAUGCGGACGGCCCACCCGAAACCCAGCGACGUGUGGUAAAUGAGUCGGUUGAGCAUCACGGGAAAUAUGAUACCGCCCAGGCUUGACCCGGAUGAGGCAAUUCCCAUGGCUAGCGCUCGUCGUUUGUGGAAGUACUGUCCGAUCACUGCGAUGGCCGGUGCGUAUGCCAGCCCAUUGGCAAGUCCACCAAGCAGACCUUGCGCAAGGAUGAAAUGCCAGUAUUUCGUGCAGACACUGGUGAGCAUGACCGCGGCGACGUAGAUGAUGGAAAAGGGCCAUAUGAUAACCUGUUGCGCCAAGUUAGAAAGCGGUAUUGCCUCGUUGGGGGAAGAUGACUUGACCGUCAGCACGUACUCUUGGACCCCAAAGAUCAGUAAUCGGACCUGCAAUGAUACCUGCUGCGAAUUGAAGAAAGACCUGCAGUGACCCAAUCCACGAGAUGGCCGAAGGUGUGUAUUCAUGAAGCAGCUCCUUUUGAUAAUAUGUCUCGUACACGCUACAGCACAUUUCAGCAUCAGCACAGCUGUCAUUUUGAAGACAGAAGGUGGGAAGUCGGUUCGGCCAACGAUUAUUGACGAACUUACCCAAAAGCAUUAAGAUAUCCGAACGUGAAGAACAUGACACAGAAGCAGCCUAGCACAACCAGCCAUGCUCUGGCUCCUCCUUCUGGAUAGGUUGUAGCAGAGGCCACGGGCUGGGAGCCUUCAAUUUUUAUUUCUUCCUCCGCAUCUGUCAUGGUGCUCACUGCUGUUUGAAUGUAAGAGGAGAUUCGACGGCUUCUUCAAGGGUCAAGGGGGACGAUGGCUUUUGACAAGACAUUUGUCCUUCGCCUUCCCACGUACUUACUUAUAUGCUGGCGCUACUUACCGUAGCCUCAACGUCGACUAGGGGCAUGUCUUGUGAAGCUUUACCUGGGAAGGAGUUUCGGCGGUAAUAGCGGACCUGGAGCCUCGAUCGAACAACUCGGUGUUUAUUAUGGGCACGCCUCCCUGGACCCGCCGCUAUUGCUGUUUUUCUCUUUCCUUGCCUUCGUCAAGCCUCCUGCCAGCAACAUGCUGCCGUACUGGCGUGGAUGACCUGUGGCCAUGGCUGAGCCGGCCUAGGCUAUCUCCCAAAAAUGAGAGGAGAGUGUCUGACCCAUAUUCCGCUCCCUUAUCAGUAGGGGUUCGAGUGCCAUACCAUGACCGUGGCUGGAUAGCAUACGUGCUGAGACCCUUUGCCACAACAUGUGGGCAUUCUCUGCAAUUUCGGCGAUAACAGAAUCCAGCCCAAACGUAGAGUUCCAUGGGCCGAGUCAGUGGGACUUGUUCUUCGUUGAAUCGCGGUAAUGCCGCAGCAUGGCUCUCCCUCCCGCGACAUGGACUCUGCAACAUUGUAUCAGCGGGAAAAAGGGAGUGAAUUGAGAGUGGCGAAGGUGGAAUUUCAUCGAGCAUUCGGACUACGGUACCAGACCGAGCGAGAGGUCUAUGAGAGCUUCAUCAAGUCUCCGAUAUGAAACCCCGGCGGAUCCUCUUCUACUCACUCACUGUAACAAGCUAUUGGUUGUAUCGAACCCUGCCACAUCCGACAGGCGUUUUAUGUUAGAUCUUUGCGAAGCAUUUGGCUGAUUCUUGUCCCUGUGCAAUAUCAUUAGGAUUUUGCGCGAACGCAGCUCCUUAGUUACCA
Exophiala dermatitidis NIH/UT8656 is the source of this 5510-nucleotide messenger RNA. RefSeq lists its product as uncharacterized. The coding region runs from base 710 to 2959 and encodes 749 amino acids. NCBI's taxonomy places the organism in Eukaryota, Fungi, Ascomycota, Eurotiomycetes, Chaetothyriales, Herpotrichiellaceae. The record is from RefSeq and is a predicted model, not a curated record. Gene Ontology annotation, molecular function: zinc ion binding; DNA binding. Gene Ontology annotation, biological process: DNA-templated transcription. The transcript has 3 exons. Gene Ontology annotation, cellular component: nucleus.